Molecule: messenger RNA, 1737 nt
Organism: Pseudocercospora fijiensis CIRAD86
Lineage: Eukaryota; Fungi; Ascomycota; Dothideomycetes; Mycosphaerellales; Mycosphaerellaceae
Exons: 2
Coding region: 1-1737 (578 amino acids)
Source: RefSeq, a predicted model, not a curated record
AUGUCAACUCACGAGCCAGACUUCAACUCAUGGGAUAUCGACAAAGCCAUCUCGUGGUGCAGUGAAGCAGGAUGGGAGCCCACCUCGAAGCCUGAAGUCGGCGCUAAGCGUUUCGAAUCACUGAGCGAAGAGGAUCUCGUCAACAAUGCUCGUAUUCAGUGGACAGCCGAAGGAAUCAAGAAGGUCCGGGCUUUCUGUGCCAAACACCAAGUCUCUACUCGCAACCGUCCAAGCCCAGAACAACUCCUCAGCCUCGUGGAUCAGAUUUGUGUUCUGGAGGAUGUCACUGCCUUCAUGAACGCUGCCAAGAAAGUUCUCUCCUGCAUUGACCGAUAUGUGUCGAACAAGUGCCCGGCUCUGGACGAAGAGCAGCAGGAUGACGGAGAGUGGAAGUGUGUUUGGUAUCGGUUCAGUGAGGCUUGGUUUCAACCAGGAUGGGAUGGGGAUAUCAAGCCACCUACUGCUGGAGAUCCGUGGGCCGAGAGACCAGUCAUUGACCACCGCCACACCAUGGGAGAGACUAGACUCAUCAACGCUGCAGUCGAGGCACGGACUUCUCGUCUGCGCGCUGUUCUUGCCUCCAAAAUGGCCACCGCCAAAUCGGCCUCAGAGAAUGAAGAGAGCACCGUGAAGGCACCAGUCCAGAUCACAAUCCAAGUCCCAGAGAGCGCGAAGGCUUCAUCAGCCAUCACCAACAAGGAAUCUUCACCAAGUGCAGCUGGAGAGGCCCAGACUGCGGUGCCUGCCGAGAAGACCAUGGAAAUCGCGGCCGCGUCAACCCAGUACGAAAUUGAAGAGGUCCUCGCUACGUACACCGGACAAGACAACCAGAGUUUCAUGACCGUCAAGCUCAAGGGACUCCCGGUUCCUGUCGCGGUUCCUGUUGUGGGUGCUGCCACGGCUCCUGGCACUGCCCAGAUUGGCAAGAACAUCAAGUCCAAGGGUGCCAAUGUCCUAUCGAAGAGCGGAGCUGCCAAGCAAGUCAGUUUCGACCCCAAGGCUGCUGUAUCACCGGAGACUCCGUCACCAAAGACCUGCAGCUUCAGUCGUCGCGAGCCCGACGCUCCAAAGCGUCCUCAAGCCAUGAAUGUUGAGCACGACAAGAGUUUCAUUGCUCAGGACAAGGAUGCUGGCGGUUCCGAGACCUCCGAACGUAGCGAUGCCAGCAACAACGACGCUGACGAGACCGGGACCCAGGCCACUGAGCGCAACGAUGUCAGCUAUGACCAGGCUGGCGAUUCCGAUGGCUACCAAGACAGCGAUGCCAGCUCCACAGCUUCGCUGGCAGCAGCCUAUGACGGCUUCGUCAAGAACGUCGUCGCUGCAAUCCAAGACGGAACGGAUGGCAAGGAAGAGAACCAACAGGAGUUCGCCAUGCCAGAGCCAUUGGCAUCGAAAGCAAAGAAGACACUGACCUCUGCAGUCUCAUCCUACAAGAAGCCAGCAGCACCAUCCUUCACCAAGCAGCCCGCGACGUCCGGACCAGAAGCCUUUUCAUCAUCCAAGAAGAAUACGGCGCCAGCUCCCAAGAAGAAUACCGAGCCAGCUCCCAAGGAGAUGGACAAGCCUAAGCCGGCUCCAGAGAAUUCUCGGCAUUGUUCAAGACGGGCCUGCCGACAUCAGCUUCCUCCUUGUUCACCUUCGGCCAGGCCAAGGCCGCUGACGACGAUUUUGAAGCAUUUCUUUGAUACGACUUUAUUUGCAUACACUCCCUCUCUCAUAUGCAGGCCUGGUUGA